AUGAGAGUGACCGUGAUUUUGGUUUUUGUGGCCCUUGCCCUAGGACUCGUUGACGCGGCUCGGAGGAGAGACAGAUUUAUGACGAAACCGACGCCGUCAGCGUCGCUCGUCGAUAGACAGUUCGCCUUCGCUGGACAACCCGAAGAAUUGAUAAGCCUAUGGAACAACUUCGAUAGCCACAAAUUGAAUGUCCGUGCGGACACCUGGAAGAACGACACGUCGGGAAACAACAGGAUCGUUCUCAAUAGUGUCAGACAGUAUCCUGGAUUCCCGAGCAAUCCGGGCGACACGAAUGAGCUUCCGAAUCCCAUUUCACCACCGGUGCAACCGGCACCACCGGCGUAUAAACCCCCGCCGGGCUGCCUGGGCUUGAGGGGCCAGUACUCGAGCCCGAAGAGCUGCGCUAACUAUCUAAAUUGCUGGGAUGACGUGGUGGUCGAACAAACUUGCCCGGCCGGACUGCUGUUCAAUGACGUCGCCGGUUACUGCGACUUCGCGUACAACGUACGCUGCGGUGAUCGAUUGCCCGCCACGCCGAAGCCACCGUUGCCGGCGGGAUCGAAGUUAUGUCCGGAUCCGAAUGGACGUUACAGAAGCUCGACCAACUGUUCGGAAUUCUAUGUGUGUGCCGCGGGCAAACCCAUCAAAUUCUACUGCCCUCUCGGUUUGGUCUACAGUGACAUACUGAACGUCUGCGACUAUCAAUACAACGUGAAUUGCAAAGGCACAGCCACACCGAAACCACUCAAGCCUACACAACUGCCAACUCAAUCUCCGCCGUUGUCUACCUAUGCUCCUAUUAAGCCGCCCACUCCUCCCAAGCCACCGACUUAUCCGCCUCAACCACCAACUUACCAGCCUCAAGCGCCGACUUACCAGCCCCAAGCGCCGACUUACCAGCCCCAAGCGCCGACUUACCAGCCCCAACCGCCGACUUACCAGCCUCAACCACCGACUUAUGCGCCACAGCCAUCAACCUAUCCCCCUAAACCACCAGGCUAUCAGCCGCAGCCUUACCCAUCACCGCCCCCUUCGUAUUCUGCGAAUUCUUGGUUGAACCAACCCAAAUCCGAUUCCUGGCAUCAGCGAAACCUAGCGACUCAACAGGAGAUCGACAAAGAGACGCAGGAACCAGAAGUAUUAACUGAUAGUCCAGCAUUAGACGAUCAGUCCACACAUGACGCGAUAGAAACUUCCAGUUUGUCGAAUCCAUGGACUCUACUUCAAGAGAUACCACCCGAGCUAAUGAGUACCCCGUGUCAAAAUGGCGACGUGUACAAGCUCAAUAACUAUUGCACUAAGGUGGUUAUUUGUAGACUCAACAAGCCCAUAGUGGUGGAAUGUACACCGGGACUUUCAUACGACAAACUAUCGGACAAAUGUAUGCCUUUCAAAAUUGCGAUAUGUGAACCUGUUACACCUAUACCUCCUACCAUUUUGCCCUAAGGACGUACAUCGAAUUAAAAAUGAUAUUUUUAUAAAAACACCAUAUUCAUCUUCCAUUUCACUAUUUGUGCGAUAAUAUUUAAUUAAAACUUCAAGCAAUAGCUAAAGAAUUAUUAGUAAGCAAAUUUGACAGCGAUUUCUCGAGAACGAUAAUGAAAGGGCCUGAAACAAAAUAAAUAACGAAGUAGAGAUAUGUCAUUAAUGAUUUUUCAUAUUUUACUCCGCAUAUCUUACUUUGCAUUUACCCUCAAUGUACUAUGCUACGAAGGAAGCGAAAGUUUUCCAAUUUGUAAAUAAAUAUAAGCUAAACGUCUAUCGCUCUUUU
This is a messenger RNA of Vollenhovia emeryi, 1771 nucleotides long. RefSeq names its product COPII coat assembly protein SEC16 (gene Sgs4). Gene Ontology annotation, molecular function: chitin binding. Gene Ontology annotation, cellular component: extracellular region. The transcript is spliced from 5 exons. The record is from RefSeq and is a predicted model, not a curated record. The coding region runs from base 1 to 1446 and encodes 481 amino acids. Lineage: Eukaryota; Metazoa; Arthropoda; Insecta; Hymenoptera; Formicidae.